GAGCAAAGUUAACGCCCCGAAUUUGAUUAUUUUCUUUUUCACUACAGUGCUGCGGAAUUAUUAUUUUUUUCUGUUUCCCAUUUUAUGUACUUUUUAAUCUGUCUAGUUUACAAAUUAACCUAAAAUUUACUUCAACUUGAUGUUUGAUGAUUCUUUUUUGUUCUCAAUGAGACAUCUUUAAUUCAACGUCUGCUGCAUAAUUAAUAUUCUGAUUUGUAAAUACACAAUGGCUGACUGUCUUUCUGGAGGGUCUUUGUCCAGUAUUGAAGGGUUUUUGUUGUUCUUUUCUUUGAUUGAGUGAACUGGUGCAUCACUGCCACAUGUGGGUAGCUGGUCUGCCUGCGAGUGUGUGUGUGUGUGUGUGUGUGCGUGUGUGUGUGCGUGUAGUGUGUGUGUACGCAUGCUUACAUACAUGUGUGUGAGAUGGUAUCAUUCAGCCAAGUGCUGUUCUCCUCCUACGUUUUAUGAACAAAGAGGCUGUUUUUGGUUAAAGCAAAUGAAACACACACACACACACACACACACACACACACACACACACACACACACUUCAGACCCACAGAGCCACAUCUUCAAACAACACGAACAGCUUCACGCACUGGUUUGUGUUGUUGCUGCUACUUCUUUCCUGUCCAUUUGUCCAGAAUCUUUGAGCUCUAAAGAAAUUCGUACAAUAGAAAAUGAACUUACAGACAAACUAAACUGACUUACAGAGGGAACGUUAAGAAAAAUACAAUUUAAUAACCUUCAUCACAAUCUCAGCCACAUAGUUAUUGUUUAUAUCGGACAAUGGCGACUACAGGUCUCCAGGUCCUUGGCCUGUUGGUUUCGAUAGCAGGAUGGGCGGGUGGGAUUUUGGUUUGCGCCGCCCCAUUUUGGCGCGUAUCAGCUUUCGUCGCAGAUGAGCUCGUGGUCUCUCAGGUGCUGUGGGAGGGGCUGUGGAUGACCUGCCUAUCAGAGUUGGGGAGGAUCCAGUGUAAAGUAUACGAUUCUGCACUCGCUCUCUCAGGCUCCACCCAGUUUUGCCGUGUGAUGGUUAUUUUAUCUAUCCUCUUCGGAUUAUUGGCCGUACCGUUGGGUGUGAUUGGGAUGAAGUGCACACACUGCAUCGAGGGCGCGCGCGACGUUAAGACUCGCCUGGUGCGUACGGCGGGUGGCAUCUUCAUGGCAGCCGGUGUGGCUUUCUUUUUGCCAAUUUUCUGGACCACUUUCUCUGUGAUUCGGGACUUUUACGACCCGAACGUGGCACCACCACUCAAGCGUGAACUAGGCCCUGCCCUGUAUCUCGGAGGAGGCGUGGCCUUUAUGAUGUUGGUUGGAGGGGUCAUGCUGUACCAAGGAGGCUCUGCCCCUAGUGGAGUUCCAACCAAGCCUACUUUUGGCAAAGGGGCGGGGCCAGCCAAGGACAAUCCGACGGAGGGGAAACAGGACAAGGCUUAUGUGUGAGCAAGGAAUCAGGAUUGUCAGGUCAUCGAAAUGAAUUCAGAAAUUUCCAGACAAGUUAAAACAAGCAAGAAGUAAUAUCUGUGCUUCAGACAUGCUAAUUAAAAUCAACAAUACAUUUUAAAAAAUGUAAAAAGUGACAAAAAUCAUCUGAUU
Molecule: messenger RNA, 1599 nt
Organism: Ictalurus furcatus (blue catfish)
Lineage: Eukaryota; Metazoa; Chordata; Actinopteri; Siluriformes; Ictaluridae
Gene: cldn31
Product: claudin-4
Exons: 2
Coding region: 790-1446 (218 amino acids)
Biological process (GO): cell adhesion; bicellular tight junction assembly
Cellular component (GO): plasma membrane; bicellular tight junction
Molecular function (GO): structural molecule activity
Source: RefSeq, a predicted model, not a curated record